Molecule: messenger RNA, 5846 nt
Organism: Penaeus monodon (black tiger shrimp)
Lineage: Eukaryota; Metazoa; Arthropoda; Malacostraca; Decapoda; Penaeidae
Product: integrin alpha-PS2-like
Exons: 19
Coding region: 256-3468 (1070 amino acids)
Biological process (GO): cell adhesion mediated by integrin; integrin-mediated signaling pathway; cell-matrix adhesion
Cellular component (GO): external side of plasma membrane; integrin complex
Molecular function (GO): integrin binding
Source: RefSeq, a predicted model, not a curated record
CAGUUGAAGCUUGUCGCCGGUGCGAGAAGGGUGUGCGAGCGGACGGUCCGAGCGCCCUCUGAGUGGAGUUCACUUUCGGGUUCGUUCUGAAUCUCGUGAUCAUCGACCUGCAGGAGAGACUGGAUUUCGGUGUGAUAGUCCUACGAUGGCAGCAAUUGAAUAACAAGUGUCGUUGAAUUGUCUCCACGAGAUUAUAUACAGAAAUUUGAAAAAAAGACUACGAGCAAGUGUAUUUAUUGCUCGAUCAUUGCCAUCAUGGACGGAGGAAGUUUAAAAGCAAUCACGAUGGCAUCUCUCCGUGCCUUGACAUGCUGGUGCUUGCUUCUCGGCGCGGCAAUGAGCUUCAACAUCGAGUCGGAUUAUUUUGUGCUUCAUAGAGGACCCUCCGAUAGCAAAUUCGGAUUCAGUGUGGCACAACACCGCGAUACCCAGGGGGCUUGGGUGUUGGUUGGCGCCCCUGAGGCCAGCACCUUCCAGCCCGACGUCGAGCGAGGGGGCGCCGUGUACAAGUGUCGACCCGACAUCCCCGACGACUGUGACCCGAUACCCUUCGAUACGACUGGCAACCACUGGGAAACUGGAAGACAAGUCGACAACAAGAGCAUGCAGUGGUUCGGCGCUUCGGUGACAAGUCGCAGCGGUGUCAUUGUGGCUUGUGCUCCUCGUUAUGUCUGGUUCAGCGUCAAGAAGAACCGGCGAGAACCAGUAGGAAAUUGCUUCAUCAGCACCGGAAGGGAAUCGCAGGCCUAUCAGAUGUACUCGCCUUGCAUGACCACUGCCUGGGGCUACCAUCGCCAAGGGUCCUGCCAGGCUGGAUUCGGGACAGCGCUCACCACGGGUGGGAAUCGAUUAUACGUCGGCGCCGUUGGAAGCUUUUACUGGCAAGGUCAGGUGUUUUACCAAGAUUUGCUGAACCAGAGAGAGGCGCUGGCGACGGGGGAGGGGCCCCAGCAGGACGACAUGAGCUACCUUGGCUAUUCUGUGGCCACGGGGGAGUUCAGCGGCGACGGCGAGGAAGACCUGGCGGUGGGGAUGCCCCGGGGCAAUAACCUGACGGGCCAGGUAGUAGUGUUCGACCACCGCCUCAACAUCCUCUACAAUAUUACGGGUCGCCAGAUCGGUUCCUACUUCGGCUACUCCGUCACUGUCCUCGACGCCAACGGAGACGGUCUCGACGACGUGGCGGUGGGCGCGCCCUGGUACACGGACCCAGCGGCUUCCACGGACUUCGAGGUGGGGUCGGUGUCGGUCUACACGCAGACGCAGCAGCGUAACUUCCAGCUCUCCGUCCAGCUGAUGGGCGACCGGUCCAGGAGUCACUUCGGGCUGUCCCUGGCGGCCCUGGGCGACCUCAACCGCGACGGCUACGGGGAUCUGGCGGUGGGCGCCCCGUACGCCGGCGAAGCAGCUCGGGGCGGCGUCUACAUUUUCCUCGGGGGACCAAAAGGCCUGGCCAAGACUCCCUCUCAGGUACUUUUGGCGGAAGAAUUAACGCAGGUGAACAUCGCCACCUUCGGAUGGGCGCUCUCAGCGGGGGAAGACCUGGACGGAAACGAGUAUCCCGACCUGACGGUGGGCGCCUACGACACCAACAAAGUCGCUGUCUUCCGCACGCGACCUGUUGUGCAGGUCAAGGCCGAAAUAAAUUUCAGCGGCAGGAGCGGCAUCAUCGACCUAGACCAGCAGGGCUGUUCCCUUCAGGACGGCACCAACGUCCCGUGUGUGGCCCUUCAGUAUUGUCUCACAUACUCGGGGCACGGCGUUCCAAAGGACCUCUCUGUAGAAGUGUCCUUGAAACUGGACCGACAGGCUGAGUUGUCGCCUCGCAUGUUCUUCCUCGAGAAGGAGAAGCACUCGGUCUCCAACUCGACCAUCGAACUCAGGAAGUCCGUCAAGGGAUGCAAAUCCGUGUACACCUAUAUCACCAGCGACCCCCGGGAUAAGCUGACGCCCCUGGAAGCGGAGAUGCACUACCGCCUGACGGAGGGCCGGCCCCGCGUCCCCCGCGAAGUGCUGCGCGCGAUGCUGGCUCCUCCGGCGUCGGGCGAGCGAGAGGCGUCGCGCACCACCAUCUACAUCAAGAACAACUGCGGGGAGGACAACGUCUGCGUGCCGGACCUCAAGACGCGGGUCAAGACCGACUUUGACGAGUACGUGCUUGGCUCCCGCGACAACCUGGUGCUGAUGACGAGCCUGAGCAACGAGGGCGAGGACUCGUUCCAGACGAAGCUGCACGUGCGUGUCCCCAGAGGAGUCACCUUCAGCAAGUUCCUGGUGACGUCCAGCACCGCGGAGGACGUCACCCCCAUCUGCUCGGCGCUCACCAGAGAGGAGGAUGAGCAGGUGGUAUGCGACAUGGGCAAUCCGCUGCCCUCCGGGAAGGAAAUUGCCCUGCAGCUGGUGUUCCAACCCAACCCCGAGGCCAUCGUCAGCGCCCGCCUCACGGUCCUCCCCUUCAACGUGACGGCCACCUCGACCAACGAGGAGCUCCACGGGACCGAGCGGGACAAUCACGUCAUGAAGGAACUGCAGGUCACCGUCAGGAGCGACAUCGACAUCAAGGGAAUCUCGUGGCCGGACGGCGCCUUCGACUACAACGCCUCCCGCUUCGGCGUGGGGCUGCUUGGCGAGGGCGAGCAAGUGAGCCACGACUGGCAGGUCGGCCCGGAGGUGACCCACGUCUACGACGUCAACAACCAGGGGCCGUCGGACCUCCCGCAGGCCCAGAUAUUCCUCCUGUGGCCCACCAGGACGCUCGGGGGCGACCCGCUGCUCUACCUGCUGGAAGAACCCGACGUGUCGUCCGAGGCUGUCUGCCACUCCAUCCCCGACGUCAACUACCUGGGGCUCACGGUGGCGGAAGCGACGUACGACCAUCUGGUAACGGCGCCCGAGCUGGCAGCUCAGGUGGGCAGCUCCUUCCUCCAUGUGACCGAAGAAAGCGCAGCGCUUCACGCCAAGCACCGGACGCGCCACGGCCAUCGCCUGAGGAGGAGCCAGAGGCGGCGCCUGGAGGACGAGCUGUCCUGCGGCCCGACCAACUGCACCCGCGUGAUGUGCACGGUGUCGCCCUUCAGAGCCAAGUCCAACAUCAUCAUCCGCGUGCGAUCCCGCCUCUGGGUGGACACCAUCGAAAAGCUGGGACGGUCCGAGGUGAAGAUCACGUCGCGCCUGGUGAUCGCCGGAAUGGGCAUGGCGGAGGAGGAUGAGGCGGGGCCGAGCUGGGGCGACGUGGAGCAGCUGUGGGCGGGCACGGUGACCACGCUGGUGCGGACGGGCCCGGAGGAGCACGUGCGCUCCCUCAAGUGGGUGGUGAUCGUGGGCAGCAUCCUCGCCGGCCUGUUGCUACUGGCUCUCCUCAGUGCCAUUCUCUGGGCGCUGGGCUUCUUCAAGAGGAAGCGGCCUCAGGACAAGUCGGACUCCGAGCCCCUCAACGGCAACGGCUUCUACAGCAACGGCAAGUCGUGAGGGUCGCCGCCCCCGCGGAGAGGAACCCCGGCAGAAGUGACGCCUCGUGCCCUUCGCGCCGCGUGCUGCACUUGAAACCGUUCGCCGUGUAAUGUGCAACUGAAACAGAGCUUUAAUCGGGAGUUUUGGGUGUGCAUUGCAACAUAGACGGGAAAAAAAAUAAAGAGAAAGAUGAUGAGUAUGUUAACAAUGUGUGGAACUGACCGUACCUCCCGUUCGAGGCGAAAGUGUAAAUAUAUAGAGCCUCCCACCUAUCCGAUCAUGCUUCAUUUUCAAGGUGUUUGAAGUUACCGUCACUUUAGCAUUAAGUGUACCGUGUGCUCAAAAGUGCCAUAUUAGCUCCUUCAGUCACUGCUUUUUGUGCCUUAUAUGUUGCUUGAAAAUAUUUUCCUGUUAUUUCUAGGACCGUGGAUAAUAUUCGGACAAUCUGGUCACCAAAAGUGCAAUUUCUGUGUGCAUGUGACUGCCAUGAUGCAUUUAAAAGGCGUGUUGAAUCGGGUGAUUGACUCGUCUAAUUUGAUAUAAUAUAGAGUAGCGUAGCUGUUAAAUAAGUGCUAAGGUUGAGUACUUAAAAUGUGAGCUGACGUCCGCAUUGUUUCUGUAAAUAAGCCUAGUGGAAUGAAGUCUUAGUCAUAUUGAUGUAAUUUUCCUUGUAAAAAACAAACAAACGUUAUAUAUAUAUGAAUAUGAAUCAUGUAGAUAAUUAUGCAACCGCUUCGUGGCCCUAACUCGUGUCAAACGCAGAGAGAGAGAGAAAGAUAAUCGAGAUGAAACAAGUUACGUGAUGGCUAAUGGUAGAGGGAACUUUAGAGGCUUAGCAAAUGUCGACAUUCCUGUGUUGGAUAUUCGAGGAAAAUGAGAGAAAUGAAAAUUAAAGAAUGACCCUCGUGUGUAAGGAAAAUGUGUAUGUGAAAAUGAGUAGUUACAGUUAUCUCUAUAGAACUUGUUAUCUUGGUAAGAUUGUUUCUUACUGAUUACUGUUAACUAGCCAACGAUCUCGUCAGCAUACACGCCUGGUUCAUCCCUCACGAACACUGCCCACACGAGCUUAGGAGCGAAGAUGCGUUAUUUGGACUGAGGCCAAAACAGUAGGGCCUCCAUUCCUAAUACUGUGAUUGUGUAUAUAUAUUUUUUUACAGUUAAUUUCCACGAUUUAUUCCCAAUUCAGCGGAGGAAUGGGUUAUUUUACUCGACCGUGUUUUGUACAUAUGAAUGUUUAUGUGCUUUUGGUUUGCAAUAGGUAUCACUGAUGUCACUUUUUUUGCCUAAAUGAAUAAACACAUGAUUCCUAUUGUGAUUCCAGUGUAGUAUUUAUAGGGAAACCGCAUUGUGUGCCAUGAACAACAUUCACCAAGAAGAUACAUUUCAUUAACUGUUCAGAUCUUAUUAAGGUAGAUUUUUAAUGGGCUAUUUGUAGUUGACUUUGUUACAUGAAGUACUUGUAGGUUAAGGCAACAAUGAUUAUUUGAAUCUCAUCAAGUUGUGUUCUAGUCAAUUUCCAUUAUUUGUCUACUUACAAUACCCAUACUUAGUUGUAGAUUGUCCACUAUUCUCUUUUCCCGGGAAUGAUAGCGCACGUUUCGGUAGGAAAAAUGUGAAUCUCGAGUGAACAUAUUGUUCGUAGUUCUGCCGUUGUGCUGUUCCUUGGUGCUUCGUUCAAGGAGGCGCCGGGAUUACUGAUCAUAUUACUGGUCGGGUUUUUUUUACUUUCUUUUUUUGUUAUCCUUUUAAGCUUAUAGAGAAUACGUAUUCUUCUUUUUCUUGUUAUUUUAUAACCUUACCAGAUUUCUUUCUUUAUGUGGGAUGUAUGCUUAUUUGUCUUUCUUUACGUGAUGUGUUCAUUAGAGAAACGAGGAUAAAAGUGAUGUAAAAAAUAUUCAUAGGUGGAGACAGCUGUUCAUUAGAAAUAGUAAAUUGGUGUUUUGUGUAAAUUAAAAGAGUAUUCAGUUGAAUUUAGCCACUAGGAUGUAUACAUGACUCGUUUUAUGUAUAGGCAAAAGUGUCUUGGGAGUGAAAAGUACGCGGCGUAACAUAAAAGGUGUCAGAUUUGUAUUGUAUUGUCUAUCUUCAAAUAAUUUCCCAAGCGUCUUAAACCACUCUCGACGCAGGUAUUGUCACAAACAAAGAUCUCCCAAUUUUCCUAACAAAUCACAUGAAUCUCAUGUUUCAAAUACCACGAAAUGUUAACCCAUGUAUCCAGAGCUCUCUUUAUCUUGUUAUAAAAGGUUAGAUCUGUGAAUCUGAUGUGCCAUGUCCUCUCGCAUGGUUGAAUGGAGAGACGGUGAAUGUUAAUAUUACUUAACGUUGUGUAUGCUGUCCGUGUAUCGACUUGACAAUCGUGUGUGCCUUACGAAAUCCGAAUAAAACUACUAUCCUAA